Molecule: messenger RNA, 1088 nt
Organism: Ipomoea triloba (trilobed morning glory)
Lineage: Eukaryota; Viridiplantae; Streptophyta; Magnoliopsida; Solanales; Convolvulaceae
Product: proteasome assembly chaperone 2
Exons: 7
Coding region: 66-908 (280 amino acids)
Biological process (GO): proteasome assembly
Cellular component (GO): nucleus; cytosol
Source: RefSeq, a predicted model, not a curated record
AACGUCUGCUCUUAAGCUGAAGGACAAGUAUUCAGCAGCAUCGCGCACAGAAAAGGUUCAGAAAGAUGGAGUUUUAUGUUGAAGAAGGAAAGCAAUUCAGUGAAAAAUGCCAGAGUUUGGUUCUGUCGGCGCUUUCGAUUGGGAACGUUGGGCAGCUUGCGGUGGAUUUGCUAAUAUCUUCGUUGAGAGCUGAUCGAAUCGGGUUCCUAGACGACCCGAAUGUUCUUCCUUGCGUUGGCAAUGACGCUUAUUCAGCUUCUCCUCCUGGCCAGCUUGCUCUUCCUCUUGAAGUUUAUGAAACCUCUUCUAGUCAGUUGAGCAUCGUGCAACAGAGGUCUCCGGUUGUUAAGGGCAUGGUGGUUCAAUUUGCGAGGAAUUUGGCAAACUUUGCUGCUGCCAAUGGAAUAAAGCAUGUUGUUUUGCUAUCUAGCUUGGAUUUUGGGCGGUGGCAAAGCAUUGAUAUGUCAAGUGGUUUGCAGACAUAUUAUCUCUCUAGUUCCAGCAUGGAUGGAAAGGACGAUGAGUGUGAUAGACUUGGUUUCAAGAGACUGCAGGAUUAUAAUCCAUCUCAGAGGACGUGGAAGUACCUAUGCGAUUUAGCUGAAGCUAAUAACCUGGAGGAACAAGAUUUUCCUUUUGAAGAGCUGGGAGAUGAAGAUUACCUUGCAAGUUUACCCUUUGCUGCACUUUUCUCUUGUUUUAAGGCCAAAGGUUUGAAGGUUACUUGCCUACUCUGCUAUUGUUCCGAGGGAGAUAACAUACCCGAAGCUUUCCAUUUGGCUGACGCAACAUCACAAAUUCUAGGGCUCACAGCUAAUAGUUUCCGAGGCAAGGAAGCUGGAAAAUGGAUCGUCCCAUUUUCUUGGAAGAGUGUGUACGGACCUCCCCCCGAUAUGUCCCUUUUUUAGGAUACUUCAGAUAUGUUGAUUUCCUUGUGGGGUGCUCUCGUAUCCUGUAAGUUGUACCUUCCGGAAAAAAAAAAUUAUGUCUUUAUUAUUCUAAAAUUUUUCUUAUUGUUCAACCUUGACAAAUUUGAGCUUAUAUUUGUUGUCAGCUCUUGUUAUCCAAUACAGCCUUCCUUCUUUUUA